AUGACCAUCAACACCACCAUCAAACCCUACGCCAGACUCAUCGACAGAACCAUAAUGAAGAACAUCACAACCCUCACAAUCACCACCCAAUUAAACCCUCCCCCUUGCACCCACACCUUCGACAUCCCGGCCAUCCUCUUCUCCACCGGCGGCUACCCCAACGUCUUCCAUCACUUCUCCGACGUCCUCAUCCCCCUCUACCUCACCUCCCUCGAAUUCCGACCCAAUUCCGUCGCCUUCCUCGUCGUCGACACCUCCCCGGAGUUCAUCUCCAAGUACAAACUCAUCCUCAAAGCCCUCUCCAAUGACGAAAUCAUCAAGACUACCAAUAACAACAACUACAACAAGGUGCUAUGCUUCCAGAGAGUCAUAGCCGGCCUCCGGUCCCACAACGACCUAGCCCUACCGCCUAAAAAUCCGAUCACGGACUUCACCGCCUUCCUCCGGGAAACAUACUCUCUAGAAAAAGAUAUAAUCGACAUGUGCGAGAAAAAAAGGCGGCGGCCACGCCUUCUCCUGGUCUCCAGGGAGGAGACGCGGCGCCUGAGGAAUGAGAGGGAGGUGGCGAAGGUGGCGCGGGAAUUAGGGUUUGAGGCGAGCGUGCGGGGGAUUGGGCCGGAGGACGCGCUCGUGGCGAGGAUGGUGAACGCGUUCGACGUGAUGGUGGCGGUGCACGGGGCCGGGAUUACCAACAUGAUGUACCUGCCAGAGAGGGCGGUGUUGGUGCAAAUCGUGCCGGUCGGGUUGGCGGGUUUGGGUAGGGUUUUCUAUGAGGAGCCGAGUAGAGGGAUGAAUUUGAGGUAUUUGGAGUAUAGGGUUAGUGUGGAGGAGAGCUCUUUGAGUGAGAGAUAUGGGGUUGGAGAUGAGGUGUUUAGGAACACUAGUAGCUUUAGGGAGAAAGGGUGGGGUGUGUUUAAAUCGAUUUAUAUGGAGAAUCAAGAUGUGAGUGUUGAUUUGGUUAGGUUUAGGAGGGUUUUAGUGGAAGCUAUGGAGCUUGUUUGUGGCUAG
Molecule: messenger RNA, 1008 nt
Organism: Salvia splendens (bonfire salvia)
Lineage: Eukaryota; Viridiplantae; Streptophyta; Magnoliopsida; Lamiales; Lamiaceae
Product: alpha-1,3-arabinosyltransferase XAT3
Exons: 1
Coding region: 1-1008 (335 amino acids)
Molecular function (GO): glycosyltransferase activity
Source: RefSeq, a predicted model, not a curated record